AUGCGCGCGCGUGCUCGCGCUGCCGGGUGGGACGUCCUCCUGGAGAACCUCGCGGACCCCAGCCACCUGCCCUUCUCCCACAACGGCCUCGCCGGCCUGCGGCGCGAGAAGGCCGUCCCCAUGCCCUUCACGUCCAUCUCGCUCCCCAACGACGGAGACGGCGCCGGCACCGGCGCCGCGGGCGGCGAGGAGCGGCCGCCGAACGUGUUCAACCACGGGCGGCCGGUGGGGCUGUUCAGGUACCCGACCGUGUCGGGGGAGGGCUCCCUGGCGCUGGUGGCGGUCAACGCGCCCUGCAGCGUGUCCUAUUUUUCGCGGCUCAGCUCAAUCACCAUCUCGUCAGAGGACCUGACGCUGCGCAAGCUGGGUGGUGGCAGGGCGUGGGCCAAGUCCUACUACAUGCCAGUCACCUGCGACCGCAUGAUUGUGGCGCUCCGUGCGUGGAUCGACAAGGUGGGCGGCCCCAAGUGGGACGACCGCGCCGACCCGCCCGCCCAGCGCCUGACGCGGCGCCAAAUCAACGACCGGUGGGGCCAGCACUCGCGCGAGUGCACCGCCUGCCAGGCGGCAGUCGCCAACCUGAGGCGCCAGGCCGCGGCGUUCGCCGGCGCCGCCGCCGCGCUCGUCGCCGCGCUCGCCGGCGCCGCAGCCUCCGCGGGGCUGCCGCGCCUGCUGUCCGGCGGCGCGCCCGCGGCGCUGGGUGCUGGUGCGCUGGCGGGCGCGGCGAUCGCGGCGGCGGCGGCGUUGCGGGCGUGGCGGAUGCUGGCGCAAUUUGAGUAUGUUGAGUACUUUGCUGCAGACAACAACUAA
Monoraphidium neglectum is the source of this 810-nucleotide messenger RNA. RefSeq lists its product as hypothetical. Bases 1 to 810 code for a protein of 269 amino acids. The transcript is spliced from 4 exons. NCBI's taxonomy places the organism in Eukaryota, Viridiplantae, Chlorophyta, Chlorophyceae, Sphaeropleales, Selenastraceae. The record is from RefSeq and is a predicted model, not a curated record.